Molecule: messenger RNA, 2544 nt
Organism: Chaetomium strumarium
Lineage: Eukaryota; Fungi; Ascomycota; Sordariomycetes; Sordariales; Chaetomiaceae
Product: heme peroxidase
Exons: 3
Coding region: 287-2422 (711 amino acids)
Biological process (GO): hydrogen peroxide catabolic process; cellular response to hydrogen peroxide
Cellular component (GO): cytosol
Molecular function (GO): catalase activity; heme binding
Source: RefSeq, a predicted model, not a curated record
GUCGGGGAUGCGGGGUUGGCCUGACACGACACGGCAUUGCUUGUCCGGGAGCGGGGUAUGUGUUACAGAAAGGUACCUACCUACCUUUGCCAGCACACCCUCACCCACCACUGCCAGUCUACCACAGUAGAGCUCCGUGCCGAUUCUCUACUGGCGGGAAGUGGCGGGAAGGGAAGGGGAUACCUUAGACUCCGAAGGGCCGAUCGGACCCCUCCGGACACGCAGACCAUCACUAAGCAGUACCACGUCAGGUUUAAAGGAACAACCCUGAGCCAACACCAACAGCAUGGGUGCCCCGACUGAGUGCCCGCUCCGGCAUGCCAACGUCGCCGGCGGCGGCACGCGCAACAACGACUGGUGGCCGAACCGACUGCAGCUCAACAUCCUGCGGCAGCACCAGCCGGCGUCGAGCCCGCUCAAGGACUUCGACUACGCGGCGGCCUUCAAGACGCUCGACUACCAAGCCCUGAAGAAAGACCUGCAGGCGCUGAUGACGGACUCGCAGGAGUGGUGGCCGGCCGACUUUGGCCACUACGGCGGCCUGUUCAUCCGCAUGGCCUGGCACAGCGCGGGCACGUACCGCGUGUCCGACGGCCGCGGCGGCGGCGGCCAGGGCCAGCAGCGCUUCGCCCCGCUCAACAGCUGGCCCGACAACGUCAGCCUCGACAAGGCGCGCCGCCUGCUGUGGCCCAUCAAGCAGAAGUACGGCGACAAGAUCUCGUGGGCCGACCUGCUGCUGCUGACGGGCAACGUGGCGCUCGAGUCGAUGGGCUUCCAGACCUUUGGCUUUGCCGGCGGCCGCCCGGACACGUGGGAGGCCGACGAGAGCGCCUACUGGGGCGGCGAGACCACCUGGCUCGGCAACGACGUGCGCUACUCGCAGGGCCACGAAGGGGUGCCCGGCCACAGCGUCGAGCCGGCCGACGAGUCCAAGAUGGACCACAAGGACAUCCACACGCGCGACCUCGAGUCGCCGCUGGCCGCCGCGCACAUGGGCUUGAUCUAUGUCAACCCGGAGGGGCCCGACGGCAUCCCGGACCCCGUGGCCGCCGCCCGCGACAUCCGCACCACCUUCGGGCGCAUGGCCAUGGACGACGAGGAGACGGUGGCGCUGAUCGCGGGCGGGCACACCUUCGGCAAGACGCACGGCGCGGGGCCCUCGGACAACGUCGGCAAGGAGCCCGAGGCGGCGUCGCUGGAGCAGAUGGGCCUCGGCUGGGACAACAAGUACGGCUCCGGCAAGGGCCCGCACACCAUCACCAGCGGGCUCGAGGUCAUCUGGACCAAGACGCCGACGCGGUGGAGCAACCAGUUCUUCGAGUACCUGUUCAAGUUCGAGUGGGAGCUGACCAAGAGCCCCGCGGGUGCCAACCAGUGGGUGGCCAAGGACGCCGACGCCUUCGUGCCGGACCCGUUCGACGCCACCGUCAAGCACAAGCCGCGCAUGCUGACCACCGACCUGGCCCUGCGCUUCGACCCGGCGUACGAGAAGAUCUCGCGCCGCUUCCUCGAGCACCCGGACCAGUUCGCCGACGCCUUUGCGCGCGCCUGGUUCAAGCUGCUGCACCGCGACAUGGGCCCGCGCUCGCGCUGGCUCGGCCCGGAGAUCCCGUCCGAGAUCCUGCUCUGGGAAGACUACGUCCCGCCCGUCGACCACCCGCUCGUCGACGCCAACGACAUCGCCGCCCUCAAGAAGGACAUCCUCGCCACGGGCGUCGCCCCGCACAAGCUGAUCUCCACGGCCUGGGCGUCCGCCUCCACCUUCCGCGGCAGCGACAAGCGCGGCGGCGCCAACGGCGCCCGCAUCCGCCUGGCCCCGCAGAAGGACUGGAAGGUCAACAACCCAGCCCAGCUCGCCGAGGUCCUGAAGGCGCUCGAGGGCGUGCAAGCCAAGUUCAACACCUCCGCCGCGGGCGGCAAGAAGGUCUCCCUGGCAGACCUGAUCGUGCUCGGCGGCGUGGCCGCACUAGAAGCCGCCGCGCCGGGCGUGUCUGUGCCCUUCACCCCGGGCCGCACCGACGCGUCCCAGGAGCAGACCGACGUCCACUCCUUCGGCCACCUGGAGCCCUACGCCGACGGCUUCCGCAACUAUGGCCGAGGCACGAGGCGCGUGUCGACGGAGCAGUUCCUCGUCGACCGCGCGCACCUGCUGACUCUCACCGUCCCCGAGAUGGCUGUGCUCGUGGCCGGCCUGCGCGUGCUGGGCGCCAACUGGGAUGGCAGCGACCUGGGUGUGUUUACGGACAAGAAGGGGAAGCUGACGAAUGAUUUCUUUGUGAAUCUGCUGGACAUGGGCACGGCCUGGAAGGCAGUGGAUGAGAGCAAGGAGUUCGUGAGGGACUUUGUUAAGGCGUGGGAUAAGGUCAUGAUGCUCGAUCGGUUUGAGUUGAGUCAGGGGGGUUCGGCGGUGCCGAAGUUGUAGGGCGGGUUAGCUGAGGGGAAAUACUACCAGGUAGUGAAUGUAACUGAUUCUGAAGUCUAUAUGCCUUGACGAAUGUCUGCUGGGGAUUACUGUAUCUUCAAAAGCCUUCCCUUCCUGGGAUG